AUGCGCUGUGUCUUUCGCGACUGCUCCGAGCCCGUGCUGCCCGACUCGCACAAAUGUGCUUUCCACAAGAACCGCCGCCUCUGCUCGGUCAUUGGCUGCGAAAACCAAGUCUAUGCCCGCAAGCUCUGCGUCAAGCAUGGUGCUCGCAAGCGCUGCUCGUUCCCAAAAUGCCACGCCUUCACGCAGGGCUACGCCGCGUGUCCCGACCACCAUUUUUGGCCGCAAAAGUCAUCGCCCAAGACGCAGCAGCAGCAGCAGAACCAUGGGAGCCCGUACAGCUCGUCGUCCGACUCGAGCGCAAGGCCUCACCGCCAAGAAGGCAUGGACGCCUUCGUCCUCGCCUUCACACCGCAGUGGAUUGAGAGCUACGACCUUGCGUGGCUUGAAGCCGUUUAG
Saprolegnia parasitica CBS 223.65 is the source of this 396-nucleotide messenger RNA. RefSeq lists its product as hypothetical. NCBI's taxonomy places the organism in Eukaryota, Oomycota, Saprolegniomycetes, Saprolegniales, Saprolegniaceae. The transcript has 2 exons. The record is from RefSeq and is a predicted model, not a curated record. The coding region runs from base 1 to 396 and encodes 131 amino acids.